AUGGCAAAAAGGGGUUAUGUUAUCUUUCUGCCUGUGGUUUUCGCGACAAGUGGCUUCUAUUGGAGUGUUCACGUGAAUGUAUUGAUGGAUCCACUGACUUCGUACACUGUGCCCUCGCCGUACGAUCAGCAGCUUCCGUCGACAUCGUCGGCCAGUUGCAGCGUAGCUCGACCAAAUACUCCGCAGACUUCGUAUGGACGAUCCGCCUUUAAUUCUACUCACGCUUCUCCUUUUCGCCCAGCUAACGCAGCAGAUGCGGUGCGUCUGCGUGAAACAUGCGCGACACGAAAUGCACAAACAGCGCAGUGGAUGGACAGUCAAUACUUGUCGGGUGUCUCAGGUUAUCACAUGAGCGGGUCCAGUCCGUGCUCGAUGAUGUCGUUGGCAAGUGGCGGAAUGUCGGUGGUAUCCGGCGUGUCGCAGAUAUCUCUGGGCAACAUGAGUCAGCUCAGCAUUUGCACUCAGCUCACCGAAGCUCCCUACCUUCAGGUUCCUCACUACCAACCAACAUCCGGAGCAUCGAGUGUUGAGAAUAUUGACCCUAGCAACAUCUAUGAGAUAAACAGACAAGUGAACACCUUGAUAGUCAGCUUGAAACACGAUGAUCCAGAGAUACGGCGGAAGGCUGCGAACUCAGUUCAAGGCAUGGCGCGACAACGAUUGCUAGCUAUGGUGACUAACCAGGCAACUUUGAGAGAGCUCAUUUGCUACUUUCUCCAGUUUGUUCUGGAACACACUAUAGAACAGAAUAUCACACAAUUGAUGCAGUCGAUUUUCAACAUCCUUAACUGCCGCAUAUGUUUCGUAGUGAUCCAAGAUCGGUACAUACAGCAGAUUCUAGUUCACAUCAUAGCCAAAUAUUUAAUCCCCGACCACCCAUUCACCGCCUGGUCUGUUAUCGCCUUCACUGCCAUUCUACGGAAGAAGGAUUUGCGGGCUUUCCGGCGGAUGUGUCGAAACGAUUACUUUGUGCGCCAGUUGAUGAUAAUACUCGCCUCUACCUCGUCCUCACAUAAGUCCUUGAUUAUUGACUCGAUUCGUAUGCUCAUCACCCGAAAUUUGCCGCUCAAGGACUUCUUCGUGCGUAGUAAAGGCAUGGAGAAGUUGCUUGAGUUUAUGACAUGCGAGCAUGAGGAGAAGGUUCUGCGGUCGAGCGCCACAACAUUGCUCACGCUAAUCUCGACGGAGUCGGCUAAAUAUGGAAUAGAAUUUGUGCGUUUGGAGGGAGUGCAAAUUUUUGGAAAUCUGCUUUCGCAUGGAUCGACAAUGCUUCUGCAUGAAAUUUUACACUGUUUAGCUGCUGUCGGAGAUUUGAGGGAAGCUCUCGAAACUCAGGACAUCACUAACACCAUGAUUUCUGUUCUACAGCUUAUGGGUGCUCACGAUCCUAUUUUAGUCAACCAUGGUACUGCUUUCUUAUUGAACGCGUCGGCAAACAAUGCGCGGAAUAAGGCACUGAUGGUGGCCGAACGCGCUCCGGACACAUUGCUCAGUGUGCUUAAUCACCGUAACAACUACCUCACUAUUCCAAUUCCAAAUGUUCGUCAACUGAUCACGUCGAUCACGGAUAACGUCCUCAUUUGUCUAGCUAACCUCACACGGAACCAAGAUGAGUGUGGAAGGAACGCGUGCAUACAGAUUGCUAGAAAAGCAGAUUCGGCUAAGACACUGCUCAACGUUUUAGCGAGCGGAAGCGUAGAAUGCCAAAAUCGGGCACUGAUGGUUAUUUUCAAUGCAAACCUGUGUACACCCGAGUACAAGUUGUUCUUCCUGGACACUGUGGAUGACUAUAACCAGUCCAAUUUGGUCACUUUCAUUCUUCGUCUCCUGUGGAAUAACUUCGGCCAAUUUAACAACUAUCCGGAGAUUGAAAGAGCUCACCGCCGCAAGCAAAUAGACCGGGUCCUACGACUUUUGGUGCUGCUGUCGAAAAGCGAAGACCUGCUCGAGCAGAUUGCUGCAAUAUUCAGGGAUCACAAUCCUCUACCACUAUUGCGACCAUUUCGCACUAAUGACUUCUCUGCGCACCACGACUUACUGGAAUUUUUAGACGCGUUGAGUAGCGUUCCAAAGAGGUUUGGUUUAGUACACAAAUGGCUAUCUAAUCCGGAAUCACAUCAAAUCCUUCACUACUAUUGUCAGUUCCAAAUGGAUCCUAAGCUCAUGAGCCACGCCAGGAAUAUUAUGAGUCGACUUCAUCAGGGAAAAGUGGAGGAUAUGCAGACGUGA
Messenger RNA from Necator americanus (New World hookworm), 2229 nucleotides. RefSeq lists its product as uncharacterized. Gene Ontology annotation, cellular component: nucleus; adherens junction; cytoplasm. The transcript has 19 exons. Gene Ontology annotation, biological process: canonical Wnt signaling pathway; positive regulation of transcription by RNA polymerase II; cell-cell adhesion. The coding region runs from base 1 to 2229 and encodes 742 amino acids. Lineage: Eukaryota; Metazoa; Nematoda; Chromadorea; Rhabditida; Ancylostomatidae. The record is from RefSeq and is a predicted model, not a curated record. Gene Ontology annotation, molecular function: transcription coactivator activity; protein phosphatase binding; nuclear receptor binding.